Orycteropus afer afer is the source of this 210-nucleotide messenger RNA. NCBI's taxonomy places the organism in Eukaryota, Metazoa, Chordata, Mammalia, Tubulidentata, Orycteropodidae. The record is from RefSeq and is a predicted model, not a curated record.
GUAGAUUUUCAGUGGAAGCUGGGUAUGGCUGUGAGCUCGCACAGUUGCAGAUCUCUCAAGUAUCCUUAUGUUGCAGUGAUGCUAAAAGUGGCAGAUCAUUCGGGCCAAAUAAAGAACAAGUCCUUUGAGAUGACUAUACCACAGUUCCAGGAGAAAAAGAAAUCACAAUUUGGAGCAACUCUUUUAAAAGAUACCUUGUACAUGGCUUAA